Molecule: messenger RNA, 1643 nt
Organism: Engraulis encrasicolus (European anchovy)
Lineage: Eukaryota; Metazoa; Chordata; Actinopteri; Clupeiformes; Engraulidae
Product: ADP-ribosylation factor-like protein 6-interacting protein 1
Exons: 6
Coding region: 51-641 (196 amino acids)
Biological process (GO): cotranslational protein targeting to membrane
Cellular component (GO): membrane; Sec61 translocon complex
Source: RefSeq, a predicted model, not a curated record
AGGAAUAUUGCAUGCGCAUUUGAGAUGAAGGCGUGCCCGCGUCUUCAACAAUGGCAGGCACGAGCGACAGAAGUACGCCUCUGCAGGCUCAGGAGACAGCCCAACUAGAAGAGCAUCUGCAGGGAUGGAGAGAGGUGAUACUAGCCGUGGAUCAGGUGCUACGAUGGCAGAAGCCGUGGUUCCCCUUGGCAGUGAUUGGGUUCACCACCGCAGUCUUUUUAUCACUGUAUUACCUGGACCCAUCAGUCCUGACAGGAGUGUCGAGUUGUGUCGUGAUAUUGAGCCUUGCUGACUACCUGGUCCCCAUCAUUGCUUCGAAAAUCUUUGGAUCAAGCAAAUGCAAAGCCACUGAGCAGCAGCGCUUCCAUGAGAUAUGCAUCAGCCUGGUGAAGACAUACAAUCGACUCCUGGCAUUCUGCAGAGGCUUCUUCAGCUUCAAGGACAGGAGACCAAAGACAUAUUUCAUCCUGGUAAUUGGCACUCUGCUUGUGAUGGCAUGGGUUGGCCAGCAGGUCCAUAACCUUCUGCUCACCCACCUGAUAGUUACCUUCUUCUUGCUUCUCCCUGGAGUGAUGAUCUGCGUAUCUAAGUACACAGGAAUGGUGAGGAGACUUUUCAGACGAGGCAAAAAGAAAGACUGAAAACCCUGACACUCCAUUUCCGCCGCGGAACCAAGUUUGUUCGUUUUUUUUGGCCCAAUGUCACAAACAAGAAUGUCGCUAACAUUUCUGUAUAUGACAUUGCAAUCAUGUACAAAGCGAUAUCUGUCAUUGAUGUCAGUGCUGACCGUAGGCACACUGUAGAGGAAGUAUAAGCAUCUCUGCUUCCUGGUAUGCACCUGGUGGCUCUAUGGGUGCAUUCCAAAAUGCACACUCCUAUCCUCCACUUGUGCUUGUGGCCUCGCCCUUCCUCAUGGCUCCACCUCCGUGGAGAAAACAAUAAAGUUUUGAGGGAUUGUUUUUCAUUCACCAUCCCAAUUGCAAAUGAGAAAAUGACAUUAGAAUCGUGCUUCUGCAAGAUAUUGAAUUAAUGUUCUGUCGUCAUGAGGUCAGAAGCAGGCAAGGGAGCAAGGGAGGACGGGAAUGUGCAUAUUGGAAUGCACCCUCUGUGUUUGCUUCAUCAGUGUUCAUGUUAUGGCUUUGAUAUGAAAAGUUCAUAUGAACAGCUGUCAGUUUUUACAAGUAUUCAAAAUGUAUGCUUUUUCAAUUGUGCAUUCCAGGUACAACUAGUCAACUACAGUUGUAAUAACUGGCAACAACAAGAACUGCUGUUUCAUGUGAUACAAAAUGCAACAUUUUAGGGAAUGAUUUUAAAAUAACUUAUUAAAAAAAACGGGCACAGUUUUAUGCACUAGAAGUCUUGACACGUACACAACAUUCACUGGUGUUAGUUGGCUUUUGGCCUUAUAAAUUGAAGCAUUUUAUUUUUUGAGCACUGCAGUAUUCAGCAUGGCAUGUGUCACAGACUGGCAGUUUCAGUAGAUGCACACACGUACCAGCCCCUUGUUCACACAUUCCUACUCUGAGUGGCACAUCCAGGCUUUGUUGUUUAUAACAAUAAUUACAUGUAUUUAUUAUUUGUGCUGUUUUUUUUGGUACAGGUAUAUUAUGUAAGAACGGCUCUUACAAUAAAACACGUUUGUC